AUGAGGGGCACAGCGCAGAGCCCCCUGGUGCUGGGCCGGCACGCGGGUGCGCGGAUCGCCGAGGUGCGCGCCGUGGACAGCAGUACCGUCGCACUCGCUGCGGGGGCGAGCCAUCGCCCGUCGGUGUCGCAGCUGCUCGAGGCGGUGCCAGGAGUGUGGAGCUGGCUGAUCGUGGCCGGACCACAGGCCGCGUGGUGGCUCUUCCUCGUCGCGAGCGCGCAAUACUACGAGGAAAAGGACGGAAAAGCGUACUUCGAACUGAAGACAGCCCACUCCCUCGCCUGGUUCGACGAGCACUUGCGCCGGCACGGCCCGCUCCUCGCGCUCGCCCUCUGGGCCGCGCGCCUCCUCCCGUGCGUCCUGGGUCUCGCCGUCGCGGCCCCGCGGCUCCGCCGGCUGCCAGCGUGGCACUUGACCGCGUGGGCUGUCGCGGGGGUGUUCUACGCGGUCGUGGCGGGCCUGCGCGUGGGCGUGUACAAGCUGCACAUCGACGGGCACCUCCUGCACCUCCUGAAGAGCUUCAUCGCGCGCCAGCUCCACAUGAUGGGCCAUGACGAGGCGGUGAUGGAGAAGAUAGAAAAAAGAGUCUUCGAGCUCAUGUCCGACCAUAUUGUCCUCGGAGCCGCCAUAUACGGGAUCCUCCACGCCGAGCUCUUAGCAUCGUUCGUGUCCCUGUGGGCUGCGCGGGCGGACAGCGCGCGGGCAAAGGGCGGCGUGGUCGUGCCGGCGCUGUCGCUGCUGACGGCGCUGCACAUGGCGGCGUGCGGCGCGCUCAUGUGGCUCGUGGCCGCGGACAUGUCGGCGACCGCGCGCUACUUCCAUCCGCAGUCGGAGACGCUGGCCUCGAUGCUGGUCGGCGCGCUCCUGCAGGCCCCGCUGCUGCUGUGGGCGUCGGCGUAG
This is a messenger RNA of Pedinophyceae sp. YPF-701, 900 nucleotides long. Lineage: Eukaryota; Viridiplantae; Chlorophyta; Pedinophyceae. The record is from the annotation of a GenBank genome assembly.